CUCGCGUGUGCAAUAAUGGCGGGCGGCGUGGUAGUGAACGCGGCCGGGGGCAAGACGUACCCCGGCCACAUGACGGCGUUCGUCUUCUUCACCUGCCUCGUGGCCUCCUCCGGCGGGCUCAUCUUCGGCUACGACAUCGGCAUCUCCGGCGGUGUCACCUCCAUGGACUCGUUCCUCAAGGAGUUCUUCCCCUCCGUGUACGCCAAGGCGGAGGCCAACAAGGACACCAACCAGUACUGCAAGUUCGACAGCCAGCUGCUGACGCUCUUCACGUCGUCGCUCUACCUGGCGGCGCUGGCGACGUCGUUCGUGGCGGCGUCCGUGACCCGCGUGUUCGGCCGCAAGUGGUCCAUGUUCUGCGGCGGGCUCACCUUCAUGGCCGGCUCCGCCAUGAACGGCGCCGCCACCGACGUGAUGAUGCUCAUCAUGGGCCGCAUCCUCCUCGGCGUCGGCGUCGGCUUCGCCAACCAGUCGGUGCCGCUCUACCUCUCGGAGAUGGCCCCCGCCAAGCUCCGCGGCAUGCUCAACAUCGGCUUCCAGCUCAUGACCACCAUCGGCAUCCUCGCGGCGAACCUGAUCAACUUCUGGACGGUGAAAAUCGAGGGCGGGUGGGGGUGGCGCAUCGGCCUGGGCCUCGCCGGCGUGCCGGCGCUCAUCAUCACGGUGGGCGCGCUGGUGCUCCCGGACACGCCCAACUCCCUCAUCGCCCGUGGCUACAACGACGACGCCAAGAAGGUGCUGGUGAAGAUCCGCGGCACCGACGACGUGCACGACGAGUACGACGACAUGGUGGCGGCGAGCGAGGAGGCGAGCGCCAUCGAGCACCCAUGGCGGAACAUCCUGGAGCGCCGGUACCGCCCCCAGCUGACCGUGGCGGCGCUCAUCCCGUGCUUCCAGCAGCUGACGGGGAUCAACGUGAUCAUGUUCUACGCGCCGGUGCUGUUCCUGACCAUCGGCUUCGGCGACGACGCGUCGCUGAUGGCGGCCGUCAUCACGGGGCUGGUGAACAUGUUCGCCACCAUGGUGUCCAUCGUGUGCGUCGACAGGCUGGGGCGGCGGGCGCUGUUCCUCCAGGGCGGCACGCAGAUGUUCGUCUCGCAGAUCGUGGUGGGCACCAUGAUCGCGGCGCAGUUCGGCACCGCCGGCGUGGGCACCAUGUCCAGGAACAACGCGUGGCUGCUGGUGCUCUUCAUCUGCCUCUACGUCGCCGGCUUCGCGUGGUCGUGGGGGCCGCUGGGGUGGCUGGUGCCGUCGGAGGUGUUCGCGCUGGAGGUCCGGUCGGCGGGGCAGAGCAUCGCCGUGUGCGUCAACAUGACGCUCACCUUCAUCAUCGGGCAGUCGUUCCUCACCAUGCUGUGCACGCUCAAGUUCGGGCUCUUCUACUUCUUCGCCGGGUGGAUGUUCGUCAUGACCGCAUUCAUCGCGCUCUUCCUGCCGGAGACGAAGGGGGUGCCCAUCGAGGAGAUGAACCACGUCUGGAGCAGACACUGGUUCUGGAGCAAGUACGUCACCGUCGACAGCAGGCAACACGACGGCGGCGGCGGCGGCGGAGGCAGCCGCAGAUCCAACGGCGGCGUCUGAUGAUCGAGCUGAGAUCGUCGCUUGUCGCGCGUUCUCUAGCUACGUACGUGUGUAAUCUAAGCUAACAACGUAGCUGACCGUCGAGUUGCUUAAUUAAUUGACGUACAGGACAGGGUGGUGGAAUGUCUCUCAUCUGCAUCGAUCGCCGACUGACUAAUUUCCAUGCAUGGCAUGCACAGAUUGAUUUGGUACUUGAUCGAGAUUACUGUUGUCGUUACUGUUAGAGAGAGAGAGCGAGAGAGAUUGGCACAUAUAUAGCUAGCAUAUGCAGAAUUAAAGAAGCUAGCAGUUCGUUGUCUGUAUCCUCUGUACGGUAUUUGACCAGGAAGUUAAGUCUGAUCUAGGAUUAACCCCUGCAUGUAAGCAAGGUAAAUUUUAAGUUGUCUUAAAUGUUUUAGAAUUCAUUUAAUAAUAAAGGACGGAUGGGACAGUUGUUACUUCA
Molecule: messenger RNA, 2023 nt
Organism: Sorghum bicolor (sorghum)
Lineage: Eukaryota; Viridiplantae; Streptophyta; Magnoliopsida; Poales; Poaceae
Product: sugar transport protein 12
Exons: 1
Coding region: 16-1581 (521 amino acids)
Biological process (GO): monosaccharide transmembrane transport
Cellular component (GO): membrane
Molecular function (GO): monosaccharide transmembrane transporter activity
Source: RefSeq, a predicted model, not a curated record